AUGGUGGUGAAAUUUAGAUGUCGCUUGUCUUGGAGGCGUAUACUCGCUAUGGCAGUGGCACUCUUAGCCUUGGUUGUCAUGGUGACACGCAAAGGGAAGCAACUUAUGCAUUGGCUAUCGGCACACCGCUUCAGUAUUAGCGUUGCCAGCUCCAUAUUGCUUGGGCUUCUGAAUAUUUUGGUGUACAACAUCGGUUGUCCGAAUAUGAAACCCCUGCUGGAUCCAGUAAAAUUGUUUCAUGGAUUUGUUCCGGUGUUUCCCAGCCACUUUUUUCAUGGUCCAGACUUAACUAAUGUAAGUAUAACACUCUCCAGACAGACACUGGAGCAGCCACAACAACUUGACUUGUAUCUACACAGUCACAUCCUGCAAAGUUCGUUGUCUUCCCAAACUACCCCUGUUGUUCACAUUAUUUGGUGCGAUUCCGGUCCCUUUACAUUCACACAUUAUUUAAGUGUACUAGCAUCUUUUAAAGUCAUCAGUCCAUCAGUAUUAUAUCUACAUUUAAUCAGGCAACCAUACAUUGAUCCUGAUGGAUAUUUUCAGUUUCUUCCAGAUCUGCUGAGAGACCUUCCUCCUUUGAUUAUCAGAAACUUGCCCUCUAAAUAUGCCUGUUACGGCAAUGCUGAAGAAAAAACAGUUGCUUAUUUGAGUAUUGUAGGCAGUGCAGGAGGCAUUGUAAUCAAUGGAAGAACGGUUUUAGCUCCUUCACCUGCUUUAGUGAAUCUGCUGAGCAAGAAGAUCAGUAUUUCUGUUCAAAAAGAUGAUAAUACAUUGGAACCACUGAUCGUAACGGCUCAGGCAAAAGUGGUCCAGAAAGUUCCUACAGAAGAUUCGUUAAAAUCGUUCCUCCAAUCACACGACUCCAAAUAUUAUCGCUGCAGCAGCGCUGGAAUGUUUUCUUUGUUGGACCGCGAUGUCUGUGUCUACGUCCAGGAGGAUAUAUUUCCUGUGUUUGUAUUCAACAGUUCUUCCCAGUUCCAUAGGCUGGCUCGCUGGAUCAGUUAUGGGACAUCAGGUUGGUUAAUGUCUGCUCCUUCAGACAGUGUGAUUGUGCCAAACAUAGUUCAUUAUGUUUGGCUGGGCCAGAAUCAGCUGAACUUUUUUGCCUAUCUCAGUGUCAUGAGCAGUUUGUAUGUCCUCGGCGCUGACACAGUCUAUGUUCACGGGGAUCACAAGCCACUAGGUGACUUCUGGACAGAGCUCAAGCAGCACCCUAGAGUUAAAUUCAUCCAUCGGGAUUUUCCAACUUCAGUUUUUGGUGAACCAAUCAAAAGAUUUGCAUCACAUGCCAGUGAUUAUCUUCGAGGUGAUAUACUUCUUAGAUAUGGAGGUGUUUACGCAGACUGGGAUGUCAUAUUCCUUCAACAACUGCCACAUACCAUGAGACUUCACCAAACCACAGCCUCUGUUGACUGGCCAGAAACAGGUGCUUUUCCAGAUGUGUUUAAUUUAGGGGUUUUAGUGUCAGCGCCCGGGGCUCCCUUUUUGAGACAUUUCCUGGAGUCCUACAGAUGGUAUCUAGACCGUGACUGGUCGUACAAUGCCAUUCAUAUUCCGUACAAAGUUUAUGAGAAACAGCCUCGCUCCUUAAAUGUAGACAGACAUCUACAGAUCCUGUGUGCUUUAAACACAUGUCAUGCCACAUGGCUGCCAGACUACAAGCAAGACAGCACAGACCACCUGAACCCCAUACAAGUGAACUGGCAGGCAGACGCCCUGGCCAUACACUGGACACAUCCGGACCCUGUUGAGUUUAGAAGCAAGCAACACCUGCUCUCGUCAGAUACAGUUAUCGCCCAAAUUGGCAAGUUUGUUCUGAAUAGAGUAACACUGAACAAAUAA
Messenger RNA from Candidula unifasciata, 1845 nucleotides. The record is from the annotation of a GenBank genome assembly. NCBI's taxonomy places the organism in Eukaryota, Metazoa, Mollusca, Gastropoda, Stylommatophora, Geomitridae.